GGAGCGACUGGGAGGAGAGGAGGCAGAGCGGAGCGGCAGGACUCUCGCGAGAGGAGGCAGGCUGGGAGCCCGCUGUGCAUAAAGAGCCGGGCCGAGCGGGACGACGGUGGCCGGGCGCAGCAGCGUAGAGCGGGACCGUAGCGGGCUUCUCUGGGCCCUCGGAUCCUCUUCCCUGCCUUGCCCUUCGUGUCCUCCGGAGCUCCCUAUGUCCGGGCUGGGAGCAAUCGGGUGUCCCUGCCGCCCUUGAUAAGUGUCCUCUGUCAGCCCUAAGGGCCUGCGAUAGCUUCUGGCAAGAGAGAACUAUUUAGCCAGCCUAUGGAAGACUGUCCCAUACAGUGAAAUGGACAACACAAAAUAACUGAUUGUCAGAUGCCUCUUGCUGAGCUUGUAGGGCUGUGCAAGACUCGGGACCAAAAAUGGUAUUGGUUGCAAGUGAUCCACAACAGAAUGUUGUAUCUAGGGUUGUUAGCCUUCCCUUGGUGAGUACCACCUAUGAUAUGGUAUCUUCUGCCUAUGCCAACACAAAAGAUAAGCACCCCUACCUGAAGACUGUAUGUGAGAUGGCAGAGAAAGGAGUAAAGACAAUAACUGCAGUGGCCCUGACAAGUGCUAUGCCAAUCAUCCAGAAACUGGAGCCACAAAUUAUGGUUGCCAACAACUAUGCAUGCCUGGGACUGGACAGAAUUGAGGAGAGGCUGCCAAUGCUGUAUGAGCCAACUGUCAAAGUGGUUGCCAAUGCUAAGGGUGUAGUUGUUGGAGCAAAAGAUGCUGUAAUGACUACUGUGACUGGUGCCAAGGAUACUGUUGCUCACACUGUUACUGGAGUUGUGGGCAAGACAAAAGGAGCUGUGCAUGACAGUGUGGAAAUGACCAAGUCUGUUGUCAAUGGGAGCAUUAAUACCGUCCUGGGAAGCCGUGUGGUGCAAAUAAUGAGCAGCGGGGUGGAUGGUGCACUGAGCAGGUCAGAGACUCUUGUAGACCAGUAUCUUCCACUUACUGAAGAGGAGCUAGAAGUGACAAAGGUUGAAGGAUUUGAAGCUGGAGUUCAAAAGCCAAGCCACUACGUUAGACUAGGUUCCCUGUCUUCUAAGGUCCGUGCACGUGCCUACCAACAGGCCUUAAGCAAAGUUAAAGAUGUUAAACGCAGGAGCCAAGAGACCAUUUCACAGCUUAAUAACAUGGUUGGUCUGGUGGAGUAUGCCAGAAAGAACAUGAAUAGCGCCAGUCAGAAACUUCAUGAUGCCCAGAAAAUGCUAUAUCAGUCUUGGCUAGAAUGGAAGAGAAACACAGGCCAAAAUGAUGGUGAUGAAUCGCAUAGUGUUGAGCACAUUGAGUCACGCACACUAGCUAUUGCACAGAGCCUGACUCAGCAGCUCCAGACCACCUGCCUCAUGCUCAUGUCAAGCAUACAGGGGUUGCCACAGAACAUCCAGGAUCAGGCCCACCAUAUUGGGGUGAUGGCAAAUGACAUCUACAGAAGCUUCCAUUCUACUUCCUCUUUCCAUGAAAUCUCUGAUAACAUCCUUGCCACAAGCAAAGAACAACUGAAGAAAAUGAAGGAGUCUCUGGAUGGUGUAAUGGAUUAUCUAGUUAACAACACACCACUCAACUGGCUGGUGCUAGAUUUCUCUAUUACAGACUUGUCUUCAGAAUCUGAUGGGAUUCCAGAUAUUUUGGAUUUGGAUGAGGAAGACCAGCCAGAUUUUUCACAUGCAAAUGGCCCUUUCAUCAUGGGACAAAGAGCUGAAUAAAGAUUGGACACAACACUGUUAUUUUAAUUCAGUAUAACUUUUAUUGCCAUGUUAAGUUCUGUUUUGGCUUUUUAAAAAGAAAACCUCUAUACCCCAAAAGCUGGAUAGUUAUUUUGGAUCAAUAUGGCUUAACUUAACUGUAUCAAACUUCUGAUUAGCGUCUUUUUUCCUAAGGAAUGCAUGUUAGCUUACCUAAGUAGCAUCUGCAUCAAACUUCCUCAUGAGGUCCAAAUGUGGCCUGAUCAAUGUUCUCACCUGAUGUGCACAUUAAUUUAUGACCAGGUGCCUGUUUGGCUGUUAGUGGCAGCCAAGACAGCAAUUUUAGUACUUUGACCAAAGGGGUAUCUACAAACAGAACUGACUAGGUCUUUCCUUUUUAGGAUCUGUGUAAAAGCACUUCUGCAUCUACCUCUUCCUUGCUAGAAAUGGCAGCAGACUUGGAUUUGAUCAUCAGAGCCUCGUCAAGUUUUAUUUCAGUUUGGCCCUUUUUCUUACAUGCCUGAAGCAGGAUUCCUUUGUGUAAAAUGCUUCAUGUAUGAAAAAAAUCUCUGUUUUCCUCUACGUGCUUUCCAUGGCUGGGAACCUGGUGAGAUCAAGAGUAGGGGCUGUGGUUAGAGAAGGGCAAAUGAGAUACAAAUGAUGUUGAGAGCUAAAAAAAGCAAGUAAGAAGACAGAAAGAGAAAACAAAGAUAAAUAGGAAAAAGAAGAGUGAUCUCAAAGAAGUGAGAGAAAUGGCAAAAAUAGAAGGAUCGAAGAGACAUGGGUAAGAGACAGAUAGUAAAAGUUGGAGAAAGUGAUCUGAACGGCAUAAAUCCUGGAUUUAAAAGCAGCCCAUCACUUUCAGUGAUAACCGACUAGAGCAAUCAACUGUAUGCUGAAGGUUUGAUUCUGUAUUUCUCACACGCAUGUCCUGCUAAUUUCAGAGGGAGCUUUGGGGUACAAAAGUGCAGCAGGAUCAGGUCUGUUGAGUGCUAAUGACUAUAUUCUGUGUUCUUUGUGCACAAAUCCUGCUGACAUCACAGGGAAGGCCCUUGUGAGUUCAGAAGUAUUAUAUGGUGCUAAUUUUGUAGAGUAGGCCCAGAACUUCUGCUUAAAAAUAUAAUUCUGCUCUUACUAUAGGAUGAGGCUGACAAGCCCACUCUAUAGUAAUAUAAAAGCUGAUUGUUGUGAAAGUUUUAAGGUCUAGACACUGCAAUGCCUUGAAAUAAAGUUUGAGUUGUAUAUAA
Molecule: messenger RNA, 2977 nt
Organism: Alligator sinensis (Chinese alligator)
Lineage: Eukaryota; Metazoa; Chordata; Crocodylia; Alligatoridae
Gene: PLIN2
Product: perilipin 2
Exons: 11
Coding region: 417-1751 (444 amino acids)
Biological process (GO): positive regulation of triglyceride storage; lipid storage
Cellular component (GO): cytosol; lipid droplet
Source: RefSeq, a predicted model, not a curated record